UUGUUCGAAACAAAAAAAAAAAAACUAUUUGUAUCAUUUUGUAUUAAAGUCCUGUGUUACUACAUUUUGGGCUUACGUCAAUCUAUCCAUCGGCGGCGCCUCCCUCUGAGCAGCUGCUUACACAGUAAUGGCGGAAGAAGCAGUACUAGGGUUCCUUCAUCAGAACGACGAGAUUUCAGAUUCCGGUCAGUUUGCUACUCAAUCGGGCAUCUCUCACGACGAAAUCGUCAACGUCAUCAAGAGUCUCAGCGCUUUCCACUUCGUCGAUGCUAAGGACAUUAAACGAGAUAGUUUGAUACUUACUGAUGAGGGAAGGACAUAUGCUACCGCAGGAUCUCCUGAAGUCCAAUUGGUCAAAGCUAUCCCUCCAGAGGGCAUAACACCAAAAGAAUUGGAGAACAAAUUGGGCUCUCAGAUAUUCAAAUUAGGGCGGCAAUAUGCCAUAAAAAAUAAAUGGGUGGAGAUGGGGAAAUCAGAAGUGACUAAAAAGAUUGACACUGUUGAUGAUGAAGUUCAAAAAUUGCUAAUGCGAAUACAAAAGGGGGAGGUCAUGAAUUCUACCGAGGAUGCUGCUGCCAUCAAAAUGCUCAAAAGUAGAAAACUGAUUGCUUCACAGAUAUGGAAAGGUUACUCAGUGAAGAAGGGUCCCAAAUAUGCCCGUGAAAGGAGAAAGCCAGCUACUGAUUUAACUCGAGAAAAUCUCCAAAGGGAUGACUGGAAGAAUCUAGAGUUUAAAGAAUAUAAUUUUGAAGCGAAGGGUUUCCCCGUUGAGGGUGGUCAUCUUCAUCCGCUGCUGAAGGUGCGAAGACAAAUGCAGAUGAUUUUCCUCCAAAUGGGGUUCGAAGAAAUGCCAACAAACAAUUAUGUUGAAAGCAGCUUCUGGAAUUUUGAUGCCCUUUUUCAACCACAACAACAUCCCGCCCGGGAUUCACAUGACACAUUUUUCCUGAAAGAGCCUUCAACCACAAAGACACUCCCGGAGGAUUACGUUGCGCGGGUAAAGCAAGUUCAUGAAUCUGGUGGCUACGGUUCCAGAGGAUAUGGAUACGAUUGGAAAAGAGAGGAGGCAGAUAAGAACCUUUUGCGAACUCAUACAACUGCUGUUUCCUCGAGGAUGCUGUAUGCACUUGCACAGAAACCAUUUGCAGGCCAAAGAUACUAUUCAAUUGAUCGUGUUUUCCGAAAUGAAGCUGUUGAUCGUACACAUCUUGCAGAGUUCCAUCAGAUUGAAGGCCUAAUAUGCGACCGGGGCCUUACCCUUGGUGACCUACAAGGCGUUCUGCAAGACUUCUUCUCGCGUCUAGGAAUGUCCAAGCUGCGUUUCAAGCCUGCUUACAAUCCUUAUACUGAACCAAGCAUGGAAAUUUUUGGUUACCAUGAAGGAUUUAAGAAAUGGGUUGAAAUUGGAAAUUCCGGUAUGUUUAGACCUGAAAUGCUGCUUCCUAUGGGACUCCCGGAAGAUGUUCGUGUGAUUGCCUGGGGCCUCUCCCUUGAAAGGCCAACUAUGAUACUCUAUGGAAUUGAUAACAUUAGGGAUCUCUUUGGGCACAAGGUGGAUCUAGGUCUUAUCAAAAGUAACCCUAUAUGUCGGAUAGGUAUUCAGUAAAAUUUGCUUAAGAACCCAAAUUUUAGCACAUACUUGUAUUUUUUUGAGAACUAAUAACAUGAGGUUUGAGAUUAUUUAGUUCCAUUGGAGGAUCUUUACAAGUGAACUAUAUAUCAUGUUUAUUGAGAUAACUUCCAAGGUUUUGAUC
Messenger RNA from Daucus carota subsp. sativus, 1754 nucleotides. Its product is annotated as phenylalanine--tRNA ligase alpha subunit, cytoplasmic. Lineage: Eukaryota; Viridiplantae; Streptophyta; Magnoliopsida; Apiales; Apiaceae. Gene Ontology annotation, biological process: phenylalanyl-tRNA aminoacylation. Gene Ontology annotation, molecular function: tRNA binding; phenylalanine-tRNA ligase activity; ATP binding. Gene Ontology annotation, cellular component: cytosol; phenylalanine-tRNA ligase complex; cytoplasm. The coding region runs from base 128 to 1606 and encodes 492 amino acids. The record is from RefSeq and is a predicted model, not a curated record. The transcript is spliced from 18 exons.